CGCUGUCACUGUUAUGGUCCUGUCAGGGCGCCGGCGUCGUGGUGCUUGGGUGGUCGCCACCAAGAGGACUUUGGUGGAGUAGUCUCGGGGCAGCUCAGCGGCCCGCUGUGCCCGUUUCUGGCCUCGCUCCCAGCUUGCACGUCGAGACUCGUAGGCCGCACCGUAGGGCGAGCGUGCGGGUCGGCGCCGCGGCCGCCUCGGGGUCUGGGCCCAGCCGCAGCCUCUUCUACCGCGGCCGGUUGGGAGGCGCCGCGAGAUGCAGCCUCCGGGCCCGCCCCCGGCCUAUGCCCCCACUAACGGGGACUUCACCUUUGUCUCCUCAGCAGACGCGGAAGAUCUCAGUGGUUCAAUAGCAUCCCCAGAUGUCAAAUUAAAUCUUGGUGGAGAUUUUAUCAAAGAAUCUACAGCUACUACAUUUCUGAGACAAAGAGGUUAUGGCUGGCUUCUGGAAGUUGAAGAUGAUGAUCCUGAAGAUAACAAGCCACUCUUGGAAGAAUUGGACAUCGAUCUAAAGGAUAUUUACUACAAAAUCCGAUGUGUUUUGAUGCCAAUGCCAUCACUUGGUUUUAAUAGACAAGUGGUGAGAGACAAUCCUGACUUUUGGGGUCCUCUGGCUGUUGUUCUUUUCUUUUCCAUGAUAUCAUUAUAUGGACAGUUUAGGGUGGUCUCAUGGAUUAUAACCAUUUGGAUAUUUGGUUCACUAACAAUUUUCUUACUGGCCAGAGUUCUUGGUGGAGAAGUUGCAUAUGGCCAAGUCCUUGGAGUUAUAGGAUAUUCAUUACUUCCUCUCAUUGUAAUAGCCCCUGUACUUUUGGUGGUUGGAUCAUUUGAAGUGGUGUCUACACUUAUAAAAGUGAGAAGCACCAGAGGGACAGGACUUCUAGAAGUUAGAAUAAUAUGAAGUAAUCAGGAAAUAUGUAUGCCUACAGAAGCAGCAACUGUAAGAUAAACAUUUGUUACACUUAAGAAAUUGCUGAGGUUAAUACUUUGUUAUAAUGGAUUAUAAUAUUUGACAUUCAUAGUGUUGACCCUGGAAUCUUUCACAAAAAGCUUGGGGGUCAGGACCAGGAGGUAGAAUUUUACGAGGCAAUAAAUGAAGGUAUUUUAAGAUCACCUCUAUUAAAAAAUGGUUUAAUUUUUAAAAACUAUCAUUGCUUUAAGGUAUGAAUUUAAAAAAUUACUUAUGGAUCAUGUUUACUCCUAAUGAUAUAAAAUGAGGUAUUUUUGUUCCAAAAAGUAUUUUGAAAUAGCAUUUAAUCUUGGGAACUAUCUUAGUUAGGGUUUCUAUAAAUACAAAUUGCAAUGUUUCGAACUCAACCAGUAUCAUUUUCGUGUGCUAAUGAGCAAAGUAGUUAGAACAGAUUGUCAGUUUAAAAACAGGAUUUGUAGGCCAGGCACAGUGGCUCAUGCCUGUAAUCCCAGCACUUUGGGAGGCCAAAGUGGAUGAGCAGCUUGAGUCAGGAGUUUGAGACCAGCCUGGCCAACAUGGCGAAACCCCGUCUCUACUAAAAAUACAAAAAUUAGCCGGGCGUGGUGGCAGGCGCCUGUAUAAUCCCAGCUACUCAGGAGGCUGAGGCAGGGAGAAUCGCUUGAACCCUUGGAGGUGGAGGUUGCAGUGAGCCAAGAUUGUGCCAUUGCACUCCAGCCUGGGUAACAGAGCAAGACUCUCUCAAAAAAAACAAAAAAAACCCCCAUGAUUUGUAGAUAUGUGCAAGACACAGUACUGCUAUGGCUAAUAAUGGUAAGAUGACCCUAAUAAUGUCCUCUCCUUGAAUUUUUAUAUAAUAAUAUUUUCUGAGUCAUAACUAAUUUUUUAAAUAAUGAUUUCCAACCUAAUUAUUAAUUAGAAUUUUGUUGUUGUUGUUUGAGACAGAGUCACUCUGUCACCCAAGCUGGAGUGCAAUGGCACGAUCUCGGCUCACUGCAAGCUCUGCCUCCCGGGUUUGCACCAUUCUUCUGCCUCAGCCUCCCGAGUAGCUGGGACUACAGGCACCCACCACCAUGCCUGGAUAAUUUUUUGUAUUUUUAGUAGAGAUGGGGUUUCACCAUGUUAACCAGGAUGGUCUCGAUCUCCUGACCUCGUGAUCCGCCCGCCUCAGCCUCCCAAAGUGCUGGGAUUACAGGCGUCAGCCACUGCACCAGGCCAGUUCAUUAGAAUUUUUAAAACAGGGUGGGCGUGGUGGCUCAGGCCUGUAAUCCCAGCAGUUUGGGAGGCCGAGGCAGGUGGAUCACCUGAGGUCGGGAGUUUGAGACCAGCCUGACCAAUGUGGAGAAACCCCAUCUCUACUAAGAAUACAAAAUUAGACAGGCGUGGUGGUGCAUACCUGUAAUCUCAGCUACUGGGGAAGCUGAGACAGGAGAAUUGCUUGAACCCAGGAGGCAGAGGUUGCGGUGAGCUGAGAUCGCGCCAUUGCACUCCAGCCUGGGCAACAGGAGUGAAACUCCAUCUCAAGAAAAACACAAAAUACAAAACAAAACCAAAAAAAAAAACAGAACUGGGCCGGGUGCGGUGGCUCACGCCUGUAAUCCCAGCACUUUGGGAGGCCGAGGCGGGUGGAUCACGAGAUCAGGAGAUCGAGACCACGGUGAAACCCCGUCUCUACUAAAAAUACAAAAAAUUAGCCGGGCAUGGUGGCGGGCACCUGUAGUCCCAGCUACUUGGGAGGCUGAGGCAGGAGAAUCGCUUGAACCCGGGAGGCAGAGGUUGCAGUGAGCCAAGAUCGUGCCACUGCACUCCAGCCUAGGUGACAGUGAGACUCCGUCUCAAAAAAAAAAAAAAAAAAAUCAAAAUCUAUAUAAUUAAGCAUUGUUUUUUAAAAAGUAGUUUAGGAAGAUUUGUAAAGCUUAUGAACCACUGUAAAACCUUAUUUCUAAGGUCUGUAAGACGGUUUUAUAUGUAAUAAUGUGUCCAUUUCCAGGAAUUCCCCAAAUACUCAUACAGCCAUUGAGCACCCCAAUCCAAAAUUCAGAAUGCUUCAGAUAAGAACAUUUUUGAGUGCCGAUGUGACACUUUAAAGGAAAUGUUCAUUGGAGCAUUUUGCAUUUUAGAUUUUUGGAUUAGGAAAGCUCAACCACUAUGUAUUUCUGCACAUAUUCCAAAAUCUGAAAAAGUCUGAAACCUGAGAAACUCUGGUCCCAAGCAUUUUGGAAAGGGUAUACUCAAUCUGUAUUAACAUAGACUUCUAAAUUAGUGAAAAUUUGCAUUGAAUUAAAAUAUGAAGUAAAUAUUUUUGUUUAAAUAUUGUUUAAAAUUUAGUCAUUUAAAAAUUUUUUGAUGUAACAAAAUGUUGAAUAAAAUAAUGCUUCUACAACUUAAAAAUAUUUUUCAUAGUGAACAAAACUAGUUGAAUACUUUUAAAUAUUCAUUUUUGUUAGUGCACAUUUUAGCCAGUUUUAAGCUUUAGGGAAUUGUGACCCUUUUUUUUUUUUUUUUUUUGGAGACGGAGUCUUGCUCUCUCGCCCAGGCUGGCGUGUGUGGCUCAAUCUCAGCUCACCACACCCAGCUAAUUUUUUAAAUUUUUAAUGGAGACAGGGUUUCGCCAUGUUGGCCAGGCUGGUCUUAAACUCCUGACCUCAGGUGAUCCACCCACCUUGGCCUCCCAAAGUGCUGGGAUUACAGGCUUAAGCCACCGUGCCCGGCACUUUUGUUUUUAAAAUAAUAUCUUACUUUCAUAUGAUUCUUUCAGACUGUGGUAUGGCAUUCUGAAGCAAGUCUUAACAGAGCUAAAAAUCACCCUUACCCAAUUCUCUGCACUGACAUAUGUACACAAAGUAAUAUUUUAUUAUUCUCCUUCAUAAAUGGUUUCUUUAAUUGAACCUUUGAGCCUUAUACUAUUUUUAAAUUUCCCUUUAAAAAUUGAAUUACAGCCAGGCACGGUGGCUCAUGCCUGUAAUCCCAGAACUUUGGGAGGCCAAGGCAGGAGGAUUGCUUGAACCCAGGAGUUGGAGACCAGCCUGGGCAAGAUAGCGAGAUCCUGCCUCUAAAAAAAUCAUAAUAAUACUUUAAUUUAGAAAAUACCCUCAAUUAGAAGUGCUCCAUUCCUCAUUUGUGUACAGCUGUUCCUCUGUAUACGAAGGGGAUUGGUACCAGAACCACUGCAUACCAAAUUCCACCCAUACUCAAGUCUCACAGUCUUCCCUGCAGAAUCCAAGUAUACAAAAAGUAGGCCUAUCAUUUAUAUGGGUUUUGCAUCCUGACAGUACUGUAUUUUCAAUCCUAGUUUGUUUGGGAAAAAAAAUUGUUUGUAUGCCUGGGUACAGUAUCUCAUACCUGUAAUCCCAGCACUUUGGAAGGCUGAGGCGGGAGGACUGUUUUGUGGCCAGGAGUUCAAAAUCAGCCUGGUCGACGUAGUGAGACCCCAUCUCUACAAAAGAAAAAUUAGCUGGGCAUGUGGCACCUGCCUGUGGUCCCAGCUACUCAGGAGGCUGUGAGGCAGGAGAAUUGCUUGAGCCUGGGAGGUUGAGGCUGCAGUGAGCCGCGAUCACACCACUGCAUGCCAGCCUGGGCGACAGAGUGAGACCCUGUCUCAAAAAAGAAAAAAAAUGUAAAAAUUGCGUGUAAGUUGACCCGCACUAUUCAAAUUUGUGGUGUUCAAGGUUCAACUGUAAUUUCCUAGCAGCAUUUUGUGUGUUUGAGAAUCUCUUGACACUCUUCAAGUAAAUCCCUAAAUUACAACUUUGACAUCAAAAAAGCUAGACGUUCCUACAUUUUUGCACUACAAUACAUAAAAACUCCCAUGCUGAUCGGUUGUGGGAUCGUGCCUGUGAAUAACCACUGCACUCCAGCCUGGGCAACAUAGUAAGUAAGACCUUGUCUCUUAAAAAAAAUACAUUCUGAAGAAAGUUCUACUUAUGAAUACAUUUUAUUUAUAACAAACUGGUGAAAAUUUUAGACCAAACCAUGUCUUUCUGGGUUGCAGUGAUUAAAAAAUGGUUAAGAGAAUGUUCCCUAUACAAGGCAUAUGUUAUUAAACAUGAAACUUAGGAUUAGUUUUCUCUUUGAAAAUUCUUUUGAUAUGCUGAGGUUACAGUUUGGAGGUUACAUUAGAGAAAGAAUAUAGGGAAGAUGGCAGUGGUAAAACGUUUCCCUGCUUUACAUUUUUAUAUUGGCAGUAUCUUGGUUUCAACUUUUCUAUUUUCAGCAAGAUAUUUGCAAGUUUUUACUUUGAAGAUAUUUGGUUUAUAGUAGUCCAUGCUAUACUAAUGCUGUUGCUGAGAUAAUUAAGUUAGAUACUAAUAUGAAAAAGAAUAUUUGUGUAAAAUAUUUUGAAGUUGUAAUUAGUGUAUAUACAAGUUGUUAAUACUUAUGAAAAAAGGAAGCAUUCCCACCUGUAAUAAUUUUGUUAACACUAGACUAUCAGUAAAUUAAGUUUAUCAAGAAUAAAAA
Gorilla gorilla gorilla (western lowland gorilla) is the source of this 5386-nucleotide messenger RNA. It is a transcript of the gene YIPF4, whose product is annotated as Yip1 domain family member 4. Lineage: Eukaryota; Metazoa; Chordata; Mammalia; Primates; Hominidae. The transcript has 6 exons. Gene Ontology annotation, biological process: endoplasmic reticulum to Golgi vesicle-mediated transport; vesicle fusion with Golgi apparatus. The coding region runs from base 257 to 901 and encodes 214 amino acids. Gene Ontology annotation, cellular component: membrane; trans-Golgi network. The record is from RefSeq and is a predicted model, not a curated record.